Suillus paluster is the source of this 2172-nucleotide messenger RNA. Its product is annotated as nineteen complex-related protein 2-domain-containing protein. Gene Ontology annotation, molecular function: DNA binding. NCBI's taxonomy places the organism in Eukaryota, Fungi, Basidiomycota, Agaricomycetes, Boletales, Suillaceae. Bases 1 to 2172 code for a protein of 723 amino acids. The transcript is spliced from 11 exons. The record is from RefSeq and is a predicted model, not a curated record. Gene Ontology annotation, cellular component: nucleus; U2-type post-mRNA release spliceosomal complex. Gene Ontology annotation, biological process: spliceosomal complex disassembly; mRNA splicing, via spliceosome.
AUGUUCAAAAAACCAAGGUCAAGGCUGGUUCCAAGGGCGAGAGAAAAGUCACCUGAAGACAUAUCACAAACCACAUCUGAGAAAGGAGAGAGCACCGAAGAAUCACCAAUUGCUCUUUCAUCUAAACUCAAGAACAAGGCAAAGCGCACUAAGCCCAAGUCUACGCUCAGUUUCGGCGGAGACGAAGAGGCAGGAGAUGGGGAGGUCUUUCAAGUGAAGAAAUCAAAUCUUAGUCUAAAGUUGACCCUGGGUACCCAUCCUGCCAAUGUACUGCCUGUCUCGCUCGACCAGGCUACUAUCACCCCCCGUUCUAAUGGGGCGCCGGUAUAUGACCAGGCGUACCUCUCAGAGCUGAAAGCAAGCACGCCAUCGUCGCGUCGCGUCCCAGUCGCCGAGAGCUUUGAUGCAGAUGUUUCAAUGGACCCUGGUGAUAUUACUAUGGAGGCCACCGAUAUAUCGGUCGAUGUUGAAACAGUGAUUCCUUCGGAAUCAUCCAUACUUUCAGCUAAACAAAGACGGGAACGCAUGCGGACUCACGGUACAGAAGACGAUUUCAUAUCUCUUUCUGUCACGAAACGUGAUACCGUACCGCAGGGUCCACAUCCAGAAAGUCGGUUGAUGCGCGAAGAGGAUGAGCUUGGAGAAGGGGACGACGAGUACGCGGAGUAUACCAGCGCUCAAGAGCGUAUUGCACUUGGCAAGAAGUCACAGAAAAUCGAAGCUUCGAAACGCAAGGAUACUAUGCAAGAGUUGAUUGCAGAUGCCGAUGAGGAAGAUGAGGAGACCAUGGAAUGGGAAAGGGAACAAUUGCGGAGAGGCGGUCCAUUCGCUACUUCUCUUCCAACAUCAACUGCGAUACCCUCUCUUGGGCCGGCGAUGGACCGCCUGUCUCAGUCAUUGGCCGCAAUGACCACAUCGCAUGCAACGAACAUAAAGGCAAUGGCGACAUUGGUCGAUGAACGGGAACAGUUGGAUGUCCGCGAAACAGAGCUACGCGAGAUGAUUGCCAAAGCCGAAGCAAAAAGGUUAUGGUUCGCUGCAUUUAAGGAAUGGGUAGAAAGUGUGGCGACAUUCCUCGAUGAGAAGUUUCCGAAACUGGAGAAGCUCGAAGAUGAACAUAUUUCAGUGCUCAAGGAACGAUCUGAAAUGAUCGCUCAACGACGCCGAGCGGACGUUCAAGAUGAUUUAUCAUUGAUUUUCGGCACUCCUUCAGUGACCGCAGAUAAAUCUGAAGAGGUAGAUGACCUAGGGCGAGUUAUACCUCAAACAAACUCCGUUACUGCACGCCGCGAGCGACGAGCCGCACGAAUAACUCGCCGACUUCGCCGUCAACGUGAACGUGAAAGUAGGGCUAUCAGAACGCAGCCGGACCGAGAAGAGGGUUAUUCCACGGACUCCUCUUUACCUCCGUCGGAUGCUAUGGAUUAUCAAAGUGCCAUGGAGAGAAUAACCAGUGAUGGACGUGACUUGCUGUCUGAUGUGCAUGCAGCCGAGUUCCGGGAUCCGAGCUUGGGGUUGGUCAAGUGGUUUGGUGAAUGGCGCAGACGCUUUGGUGAUAGCUAUACUGGUGCAUGGGGUGGUCUCGGACUUGUUGGUGCUUGGGAGUUCUGGGUGCGACUAGAACUUCUUGGAUGGAACCCACUCGAGGUACUUUCGCGGACCUUAGAUGAAUCCUCAUGGUGUGCUUCACUACACGAUUACUCCCGUUCACACGGAGAUAAGGAUAGUGAUCUAGAGCUGGAUGGAGGUCUGAACGAAGACUUGGUUUCUGUGAUGAUCUCCACGGCCGUCGUGCCCCUCAUCUGCAAGGCACUCGAAGCUGGCAAGCAAGUAGAAGCUUCUAUUGGACAGGACAACCACAAAUUUCAGCUGAUACUGAAAUCAGUUUACUCCGUCUUUGAACGCUCUGUAUCAACAUCGGAGUCCCUGUUGGCUCCUUUUGUUGCACUCAACCGCCCGGUGUUUGAUCCGGAUGCCAUUGCUGCCCGUCGGCGUCUGCUUCGCCAUGCGUCCAAGUUUUUGGAUACGCUCAUUCAAUGGCGCAAGUAUACUGGUGAAAAAUUGGGCAUCGGCGACCUUUGCGUCAGACAUAUGAAUAACGUAGUUUUGCCGAUUGCCGAAGGCGGGUGGGAGGUCGGAGGAGAGGACAUAACUCGAGAGGUAAUUGACUAA